Closterium sp. NIES-67 is the source of this 1870-nucleotide messenger RNA. The record is from the annotation of a GenBank genome assembly. Lineage: Eukaryota; Viridiplantae; Streptophyta; Zygnematophyceae; Desmidiales; Closteriaceae.
UAGCAGCAGCGUAGGAAGGUCGCGUUAGCAAAAAACUGACAGUUAGAAAAAACUUGUACCCUCAGAAAAUAGGUGAACUCGAAAAAGCUCCUCAACCGGCCCGUGAAUUGAAUCAACAAGCAAACAUGUUUCGGUGGUGGGGAUCAAACCCACAACACCUUCAUCAGUGCAUGAGCUGGUAAUGAAAAAGGAAACCUCCGAGCGAGGGGUCUUAAAAAGACACCCAAGCCUCGAGAUCUACUCUGGGGAAAUCCUACCCGGGCCCACAACUAGAUAAGAAGUAAGCCAACAAAGCACUGCGGACAAAACCUAGGUGCCCUGUCAUUCUUCGGGUUUGUCCUCGGGAGCCUUGGAACCUGCAGGUGGUAACCUCGCGCGAACCAAAAGUUGUUGCACCUACUAUUCCUUCUUUUGCGGGCAGCCCGGAAUAUUCGCUCUAGGGGCGGUCAUAGCCCACCUGCAGCAGUGCCAGCACGACAGCGAGAACUUUCUGCGAAGCUUCCUCGACCUCGUCACUGAUGCACUCCCUGCCCUCUCCCAGCGCCCCUCCUCGCCCAAUGACAUCGCGCCAGCUGGCAUUCCCUACGAGCUGCUGUACGGGCGGGCAGGCCUGCUGUGGGCGGCACUGUUCAUUCGCAAGUAUCUCGGACAUGCUGCAGUUCCUGAUUCUGUUUGCCGCCCGAUCUUGGAAGCAAUCAUUGCUGGCGGGCGGUUCUUUGCCCAGGAGUGGUACCCUCCCUUCCAGGCCAUGUCUCCCACCUCCCGCCCUCACUCCCCAACCUCACCUCCUCACUCCCGCCACCAAAAGCGGCGCAAGGACAGUGGGGGCGGGCAACUGCCAGGCGGCAACUACCCCUCCAGUGAGGAGAGACGCCUCGCUGCCGCUGCUCCCGUGGUGGGCGCUGCUGCUGCUGCUGCUGGUGAUGCCGAGGGGGGUGCAGGCAGGGCAGCAGCAGCCGCGGACAAGUUGGUGCAGUGGUGCCACGGGGCGCCUGGAGUGGCCAUGGCGCUUGCCAACGCCGCCAUGGCACACCCGUCUAGGCGUGACCUGCUGGCAGCGGCGGUGGCAGCGGGCGAGGUGGUGUGGCAGCGCGGCCUGCUGCGCAAGAUGGGUGUGUGCCACGGCAUCGCUGGCAACACCUACGUCUUCCUCUCCCUCCACCGCGCCACCACCGCUCUCUGCCCAUCCACCACCCACACCACCCACGGCAGCCACACCAGCCACAGCAGCAGGGACGAGGCUACCACUCCCGAGCUCCCCCCUCCCUCCGCCCACCUGCACCGAGCGCGUGCAUUCGCCGCCUUCCUCCUCGCCCACCGCCAGCGCCUCGCAGAUGCCGCCCUGCUGCACUGCGGCGACCGCCCCUUCUCCCUCAUGGAGGGCCUGGGCGGCGUCGCUUGUCUCUUCCUGGACGUCGCCCGGCCAGAGCAUGCGGGCUUCCCGGGUUUCGAGCUGUGACUGGCAGGUGGGGCAGGGCGGUGGUAGGGGUGUCGCAGCAGCGAGGCAGAAUCGAGGUGACUGGCAUGAGGGCCAUGGAUGGGCCACGGAUGGGCCACGGAUGGGCCACGGAUGGGCCACGGAUGGGCCACGGAUGGGCCACGGAUGGGCCACGGAUGGGACAGGGGGGCAUUGAUUUGCAGCACGAUGGUGAAGCAGCAGCAGUGUGCCGCUCCUUGAUUUGUAAAUACGGCCUGUGGAUCCGUUCAUGGAUCCAGUGGUCAACACGCAUGUGGAUCCAACUUUUGAGGCGCCUCAAAAAUAGACUCCUCACGCAUGUGGAUCCAACUUUUGAGGCGCCUCAAAAAUAGACUCCUCACGCAUGUGGAUCCAACUUUUGAGGCGCCUCAAAAAUAGACUCCUCACGCAUGU